Messenger RNA from Hyaloscypha bicolor E, 1161 nucleotides. Its product is annotated as putative ATP synthase subunit gamma, mitochondrial. Gene Ontology annotation, molecular function: proton-transporting ATP synthase activity, rotational mechanism. Gene Ontology annotation, biological process: proton motive force-driven ATP synthesis. The record is from RefSeq and is a predicted model, not a curated record. The transcript is spliced from 4 exons. The coding region runs from base 78 to 950 and encodes 290 amino acids. Lineage: Eukaryota; Fungi; Ascomycota; Leotiomycetes; Helotiales; Hyaloscyphaceae.
ACUUCAACUCCAACCAGCUCCCACCAUUGACGAUUGAAGCUUCACCCAGCUUCAAUCAAUUGAACUCGUCGCUCAAGAUGAUGUUGUCUCGAGCUGCACGGCCAGCUUUGAAAGCUGUGGCACCCUUGCGAACUUUCGCAACGCUCCGGGAGAUUGAGGACAGACUCAAGUCGAUUCGUAACAUCGAAAAGAUCACGAAUACCAUGAAGAUUGUGGCUUCCACGAAACUCACGAGGGCCCAACGUGCGAUGCAUGAAUCGAGAAAGUACGGCCAAACAUCCAAUACCGUAUUCGAGCAAGCCGAGACGAAGCCAUUGGAGGGAGAUGACAAGAAGACAUUGAUCGUUGUUGCCAGCUCGGACAAGGGCCUCUGUGGUGGUAUCCACUCCGGCUUGACAAAGCGUGUCCGCAAAAUGCUUAUUGAGAAGCCAAACGCCGAUAUCGUUAUUUUGGGCGAGAAGUGCAAGGCGCAAUUGUCUCGAUCGAGCGCCAAAAACAUACAAUUGAGCUUUGCUGGUAUUGGGAAGGAUAUCCCUACGUUUGCAGACGCUCAAGCGAUUGCCGACCAGAUCUCUCUCCUCCCAUCGGACUAUGGAUCCAUCCAGAUUGUCUACAACAAGUUCAUCAAUGCCACCAGUUACGAGGCUACCCCAAUUGAGGCUUUCUCCGAAGAGGCUAUUGUCAACUCUCCCAACUUCGCUGCUUUCGAAAUCGACGACGAAGUCCUUUCCAACCUCCGCGAAUAUGCUUUGUCCAACGCUCUGUUCUGGGCACUCGCUGAGGGACACGCCUGUGAACAAUCUGCCCGCCGUAAUGCUAUGGAUAACGCUUCCAAGAACGCCGGAGAUAUGAUCACCAAAUACCAGAUUCUCUUCAACCGAACACGUCAAGCCGUCAUUACCGGCGAGUUGGUCGAAAUUAUCACUGGUGCGGCGGCUUCGGAAGAGUAAGGGGUUUGUGCAUAUGUAGUCUAGUCAAGAGUUUCUGGUCAUUCCUGGCCUGAUAGAGCCGAUUUCAUUCUGUAUCAAUGCAUGAAAACCUAAGUUGAACCUCGAGAUAUUUGCAAAAAAUAUCAACACACGAUCAAUAUGCGAUUGGAAUGGGAUUUUGAUUUCUACCUUUUAGUAACCGGAACCCAUCGUUCUAACGUUUAUGUUCUAC